Molecule: messenger RNA, 4774 nt
Organism: Dromaius novaehollandiae (emu)
Lineage: Eukaryota; Metazoa; Chordata; Aves; Casuariiformes; Dromaiidae
Gene: SIPA1
Product: signal-induced proliferation-associated 1
Exons: 16
Coding region: 670-3858 (1062 amino acids)
Biological process (GO): regulation of small GTPase mediated signal transduction; activation of GTPase activity
Cellular component (GO): cytoplasm
Molecular function (GO): GTPase activator activity; protein binding
Source: RefSeq, a predicted model, not a curated record
CCCUGCGGCUCCCGGCGGGAGGAAGCGCCGCUGCCUCGGACGCCUGGGUCCUCCCAGGGCGGGGGCGGGGGGAGCUCGGACGCCUGGGUCCCCUCCCUGCGCUAGCGGCGGCCGGACGCCCGGCUCCCUCGGACGCCUGGGUCCCUCGGACGCCUGGGCCCGCGGCGGCGGCGGCGGCGGCAGGACGGGUCGGGAGCGGCGGGCGCCGAGGACCUGCCUCUGCCCGUCCCGGCGCGAGAGCGGAGCCGGCCGCCGCCAGCGUCCCCGUCCGUCCCCGUCCGUCCGUCCCCCUCCGUCCCCGUCCGUCCAUCUGUCCGUCCCGUCCGGCCAUGGCCCCCCCCGCGCCGCCCCCCCGCGCCCCGCGCCGCCCCCCUCGCUGACCCCGGGCACGCGGGGCCGUGGGAAAAGGGGCGGGGCUUCCCGGGCGGGAAUCCCCGGGGAGCCAAUCGGGGCGCCCGCCGCCUUCCCACGCCCUUCAUUGAGAAAAAUCCCCCGGGGGGCGGCUGGGACUUGGGGCAUCCCCGGGGGGGAGCUGUGAACCGGGGGGGGGGGGCAGUAAAUUAGGGGGGGUCAGGGACAGCCCGGGGGGGUCCCAGGGACAGCGAUAACCAGAGGGGUCCGGGGGGUCCCAGGAGUCCCCGGGGGGGUCCCCGGGGUGCUGGGGGGGCCAUGCAGUCGGACGACUUCUUCGUCCGCAAGAUGCGGGGCCCCACGGCCCGGCCCCCCCCCGGCCCCGCCACCCCCUGCUCGCCCGGGGUGGCCCGGGGGGGGCCCGGGGGGGCCGCGGCCCUGCAGCGCAGCAGCAGCGAGGCGGCGCUGGGCGAGGGGGGGGCCGGCGCGGCCCCCCGGGUCCGGGCCCACAGCCACGAGGAGCCGCGGGCGGGGGGCAGCCCCCCGGCCCCCCGCUUCCGCGACCCGCUGCUGCUGCUGGGGCUGGGGGCCGAGGAGGGGGGCGGCGAGGCCGGGGGGGGCGGCGAGGCCGGGGGGGCGGGGGGGGGCCCCGACGCCUUCCCCCGCCCGCCCUGGGGCCGCCUCGUGGCCCACUACGACGUGCAGAGCAUCCUCUUCGACCCCGGCGAGGCCCCCCCCGGCCCCCCCAGCGCCACCUCGGGGGCCUCCGCCGCCCGCCUGGCCCCCCCCAGCCCCGAGGAGCCCCAGGGGGCCCCCGGCGACGGCGCCCUGCUCCUCGGCUGCCCCCACUUCUGCUGCGAGACGGGCGGCGAGGAGGAGGAGGGCCUGGCGCCCCCCCGGGGCCCCCCCGGCCCCGGCUACCUGCCCAACGCCGCCGUGGCCGUGCUGGAGGAGCCCCCCCCCGGCGAGCGCCCCCCCUACGCCAUCGAGUACAGCGACGCCGGCGCCGACUACUACCGAAAGUACUUCUACGGCAAGGAGCACCAGAACUUCUUCGGGGAGGACGAGCGCCUGGGGCCGGUGGCCGUGUCGCUGCGGCGGGAGGAGAAGGAGGGUCCCGACGCGCCCCAGGUGCUGCACCGCAUCAUCCUGCGCACCAGCCAGCUGCGGGCGCUGCGGGGGUCGGUGCUGGAGGCGGCGCUGCCCCCCGCCGCCCGCCCCCCCGGCGCCCGCGGGCCCCCCCCCCGGAAGCUGCUGGAGCUGCUGGCGCCGGCGCUGAGCCUGCGGGGGCUGCGCCUGGCCCCCCCCUCGCCCAAGGUGCCCGAGACCCUCCUCAAGCUGGACGAGCAGGGGGUGAGCACGCAGCGCAAGGUGGGCGUGCUGUACUGCCGCGCGGGGCAGGGCUCCGAGGAGGACAUGUACAACAACGAGGGCGCCGGGCCGCCCUUCGCCGAGUUCCUGGCGCUGCUGGGCUCCCGCGUGCGGCUCCGCGGCUUCACCCGCUACCGGGCCCAGCUCGACACCAAGACGGACUCGACGGGGACGCACUCGCUCUACACCACCUACCACGGCUACGAGGUGAUGUUCCACGUCUGCACCAUGCUGCCCUUCACCCCCAGCAACCGCCAGCAGCUCCUGCGCAAGCGGCACAUCGGCAACGACAUCGUCACCAUCAUCUUCCAGGAGCCGGGGGCCCGGCCCUUCUGCCCCCGCACCAUCCGCUCCCACUUCCAGCACGUCUUCAUCGUGGUGCGGGUGCACGAGCCCUGCACGCCCCACACCUCCUACAGCGUGGCGGUGGCGCGCUCCUCGGACAUCCCGCUGUUCGGGCCGCGGCUGGGCGCGGGGCAGCGCUUCGCCGGGGGCGCGGGGCUGCGCGACUUCCUGCUGGCCAAGGCCAUCAACGGGGAGAACGCGGCCGGGCGCUCGGGCCGCCUGGGCGCCAUGGCCGCCCGCACCCGCCGCCAGUACCUGCAGGAGCUGGCGCGCGGCCCCCCCGCCCCCCCGGAGCCCCCCGCCGCCCGCCUGGCUCUGCGGGCGCUGGGGGGCCGCCGGCGGGAGCGGGGGGCCGGGGCGGCGGCGGCGGCGGCGGCCGGGGCGCUGGUGUGGGGCGCGCGGGCCCGGGCGGGCGGCCCCGAGCUGCCCUGUCUGCUGGGCAUCGCCGCCGAGCGGCUGGUGCUGGCGGCACCCGGGGACGCCGGGGGCACCGGGGGGACCGGGGGCACCGCGGGCAGCGGCACCGUGGCCUUCAGCUGCGCCUGCCGCGACGUGCUGGGCUGGGCCUGCGCCGACGGCCCCGGGCUGCUGCUGCUCUUCUACGGCGCCGGGGACUGCGUCAGCCUCCGCCUGCCCCCCGGCGCCCUGCCCGAGGUGGUGGCCCGCCUCCAGGCGGUGACGCGGGGCUGCGAGGCGCGGGAGCUGGCGCUACCCCGGGGCCCCGGGGGCCGCCUGGGCUUCCGGGCGGACGCGGGGGGCUUCGUGCGGGCGGUGCAGCGCUUCUCCUUCGCCGAGACGGCGGGGCUGCGCCCGGGCGCCCGGCUGCUGCGCGUCUGCCGCCGUCCCCUGCCGGCCCUGGGCCCCCGGCGCCUCCGCGCCCUGCUGCGCCGCCACCCCAAGGUCACCAUCACCGUCGUCCCCCCCGACGAGAACGGGCGGCCCCGGCGGAGCUUCUCGGAGCUCUACGCCAGGUCGCUGGAGCAGGGCCGCAGCGAGGACCCCGCGGGGGACGUGGGGGACGUGGGGGACGUGGGGGACACCGAUGGCGAGGAUGACGAUGCCGACGACGGCGGCGACGAUGCCGCCGAGGCCGGGGGGGCCCCCGAGGCCGGGGGGGGGCUGGGCCCGGCCGCCCUGCAGCUGCUGCGGUCGCUGUCGCUGGCCGUGGGGCCCCCCCACAGCCUGGCCGAGGAGCGCACCGCCUUCCCCCCCGGCGCGCCGCCGGCGCCCCUGGCCGACCCCACGCCCGACCUGCUGCUGCCGCACCGCAGCCCCUCGCACGGCGACGCGGGCCCGGCCCCCCCGGACGCCGGGGCCCCCGCCGCCCCCCCGGAGCCCGGCGACCCCGCGGCCGUGCUGCCCCGGACCCUCUCGCUGCGGCGCUCCAUCACCAGGAUGCUGGCAGAGGCCGGGGAGCCGCUGGAGGCCGAGUGGGAGUCGAUCUCCAACCUGGCGGCGGCCUGCAGCAGCGUCCUGGAGGCGCUGGCACGGGAGGGGCAGCAGCUCCCAGAGCCCCCCAGCCCCCAGGCCACCCGGAGCCCCAGGCCGGCGGCCGCCGAGGACGAGCCCCAGACGCUCUCGGAGAAGGUGUCGCAGCUGGAGGCGAUGCUGAAGCGGCUGCAGGAGGAUCUGCAGGAGGAGCAGGAGGCGCAGGCGCGGCUGCAGGCGGAGGUGCGCACGCUGCGGCGCAGCAACCGGCGGCUGCAGCAGGAGCAGGAGGACGCGGCGGCGCGGCUGGGCCAGGUCACCCGGCUGCUGCGGCCCCCCCCGGCCGCCCCCCCCGGGCCCUAGUGCCCCCCGGCCCGGGGGGGGGCCCGGACCCCCCCACAAGCAGGGACCCCCCCCCCCCGCUCCCGCCCUGGCCGGCCGCGGUGCUUGCACGUGUGUGCACAAUGCUCAGCGCACACGCUCGUGCGACACCCUGCACGCUCACAACACUCGCUCCGUGCACACUCGCACCACUCGCACCGCGCCUGUGCACAACACUCGCUCCGUGCACACUCGCACCACUCGCACCGCGCCUGUGCACAACACUCGCACCGUGCACACCAUGCGCACGCACCGUGCGCUCGCAAUGCAAACGGUGCACACACGUGCACGAGGCAUGCACAAUCCAAACGCGCACACUCAACGCUUGUGCCGUGCACGUGCACAAUCCAAACGCGCACACUGUGCACACUCAACGCUUGUGCCGUGCACGUGCACGAUGCACACGCGAAAUGCACCCGCCGUGCGUGCCCGCACUCCUCCGUGCACGCUCGCAGCACACGCUCCCCGCACGCUGGCAGUGCUUGUGCCGUGCACACCCAAACGCGUGCACUGUGCACGUACACCCCCGGGCACCCGCACCCCGCACCAGCCGUGCACGUCCACGCUCGCACCCCCGCCACGUGCGCGGGUGACGCACGCGCCUGGCACGGGCACCUCGCACGCUCGCCGUGCCCCUUGCACGCCCGCCCCCCCGCCCGGCCGCCCCCCCCCCGCCCCCCCCCCCAGCCAGCACUGACCCAGCCCGGGGCCCCCGGGGCCCCCGACGACUGUGAAAGCCAAGCUGUGACGAGCCCCGUCCGUCCGCCGAGCCGGGAGCCGGGACCGUCCCUGCGGCUCCGUCCGUCCGUCCGUCCGUCCGUCCAUCGCCCGCAGGACGCGGCGGGACCCCCCCCACCCCCCCCCGGCCCCCUCUGUGCAAUAAAGGUGUCGGCGGCAA